AUGAAUCCCAUGAAUGACCCAUUCACUGAGUCUCAUGGUCAGAGGUCUGGGCUCUUUGCAAAUGGGGGAGCUUCCCACCCUCUUACAGGGCCAACGACCCCUCAGAGAAAUAUUCUUUUCCUCUCAAAUCACACCCCAACCCGAGAUCCUUUUGCACCGCUCCUAAGUCCACACAACCUGCGAGUCCUCCUCUCAGAAUCUGAGCGUCUCAGAAUGUCUCUCAAGCAAGAUCUAGCUACCGCUGAGGAGGAACUAGAGUCUGCUCAGGAGAACAUGGUCUCGACUAAACAGGAUCUAGCGACUGCCCAGGAAGAGAUGAAGCUACGAUAUGACCAAAUCAAGUUUCGAGACGGUCAGAUCAAGAUAAGAGACAACGAGAUCAAGGUUCGAGACGAGGAGAUCUCAAAACUUCAGAGUGAGAUCCAUAGACUCAGGGUGCAUAUCGAGAAACAGGACGUUACUAUCAGAACCCAAUCUCGAACGAUCCAAGAUCCUAGAUCGUUGCGUCAACGUCGUAUGGAGGAGACCUCAAUCUCUCUAUCUGCCACCGCACAACCUUGGUCCCCACAGAAUAUCCAGUCACUUGUUGGUCCUACACAAUCACUCUCGCUUGGGGCACCACAACAGUUCGCUUCUAAUGGCAGUGACAAUGCUCAGUAUUCUUCUCCUUACGGUCACACUGGUCCAGGGCCACAAAUGUCAUACAAAAUGUCCUAUCCAGUCGAACCAACCGCCCCGCCCAUGCAAUUCGAUUUGAAGGGCACUGUUGCAGGUGCAAGUCUGCAGGGACUUUUUCAUCCGACCCCAUCUGCUAGAGGACCAAAUCAAAUGAACAUGAACACACAGGACACCAUGCACCUGACAACUUUCAAUACACCAGGGGGAAUCUCAAGUGUAUAUGGGGGUGGUGCCACGGCGUAUGCAGGUAUUGAGUUUGAGGCCAAGGUUUCAGACUUUGGUGGACGCUUUCGCUCUCUGUGGGGAAAGAUUGAUCAAUUUGGCAGAAUCUAUGUCAUAAAUGGUGAGUUACGUCCUGAGAAGGUUCCAGCACCCUUGAAAGAGUACAUGAUGCUCGAUCCCAACACCGCUGUCGCUGUCCAAUAUCUUAACCACGCGAUGACCAAGCCCUUGUGUGUCGCCAAGGUUAUCAACUUUUAUCUAUGCAAGAAAAUGCUCAAGUACACUGAAAUUAUCAAGAAUCUCAGCCCUAGGAUCGACGGGGAGAUUCUCAAUGCGAAGAGAAGAAUGACGUUGGAGACCCCGAACAGUGUCAGACAUGGCCUCCUUGCCAAAGUCGCCGACCAAAUGGCCCUCGCACGACAGAAGCCAAAUUUCACGGAAUUCUGCUCCAUAAGCCGGGAGAAUCAUGUCAACGAAUUACUCGAGAUGCUAGAGCCGUUGGUUACUACUAUGGAAGACAACAACAGCAUGCGCGAAUUGCUCAAGAAUAUCAUCGUGGACGCCCAGAAGAUAGGAAUCGACCUUUUCUCUUGCCCCUAUGAUGCUCGAUUCCAUUUUCCUGAAUUAAACGAGUCAUAUGAUCCAAUGGUCAUGGUGAAUCUCGACCCAACGCUGCACGCCAAUCUUGUUCGUGCCAGGGUUGGCUUGUCGGUCACGCCGUACAUACGACUUGGUUUGAUUAAUUCUGAGCCAGCGCGAAUUCGGAUUGUCUGCGGUGCUAAAGUCUUCACAAGGGUUCCUGGUGAAGAUGCAAAUGCAAAUCACACUCCCGGACGACCCUCUUGA
Talaromyces marneffei is the source of this 1746-nucleotide messenger RNA. RefSeq lists its product as uncharacterized. Lineage: Eukaryota; Fungi; Ascomycota; Eurotiomycetes; Eurotiales; Trichocomaceae. The transcript has 2 exons. The record is from RefSeq and is a predicted model, not a curated record. Bases 1 to 1746 code for a protein of 581 amino acids.